Messenger RNA from Rubroshorea leprosula, 4586 nucleotides. The record is from the annotation of a GenBank genome assembly. NCBI's taxonomy places the organism in Eukaryota, Viridiplantae, Streptophyta, Magnoliopsida, Malvales, Dipterocarpaceae.
ACAUGACUAGGAUAAGAACUCUGUAGAUUAAAUAGCGUAGCAGCAUAUAAAGAACCAAAUAGAGAGAUGAGAGGUAGAGAGAGAAAGAGAGAGAGAGGGCCGAGACAGAGAACACAAAGUAAACGAAUAGCACAGCGGUAUGAGAGUUUCAAUCCCUGGGAUAGGGGGCAGUUCCGACUGGAAGUGGGUGUCUAUGACAGAAGAAUCUACAAUCAAGCGAUUCCUUUCUUCUUCACUAACUUCCCAGAGGAGUGGUCGUUUGAACAGAUGUGGCAAACCUUCAACAGGUUAGGCUUAGGAAGGGUACUGGAGAUUGAUUGCCCGAAGAAGAAGGACAGAUUUGGCAAAAGAUUCGGGAGGACUCUAGCAACCAAUCUAUGUCUCAAAGCUGGACUCAACAUGACAUUAACCGCAGAAUCAAAAAGGCCAUCAUAUGCUGAAGUGGUACUAGGACAAAGCAGAAGAAAGUAUGAAAGGCCUAUGGCCAGAAGACGGGAGGAAGGACCAACAAGAAAGAUGGGAGGCAAUGAGACCGACAUGCAUGGGCGUCAACAAUGGCAAUGGAAACCAAAACACCACUACCAUCAAUGGUCUGGCAUGGAGAUCAACAUUGACAAGGACGAGUAUGCAUGGUUGGAAAAAUGUUAUGUAGGUACUGUGCAUUCAGUGAGCUUGAUACCAAAUCUGCAAGAGAAAUUCUUCAUGGAGGGGGUUUUCUUUUGCAAUAUUAGACCAAUGGGAGGUAGAUUAGUACUGCUAGAAGGCAAGGACUAUGAGGAUUUGAAGGAGCUUGUUGACACUGGAAAAGACUGGAUGGGGCAAUGGUUCGAGGAUGUGAAGCCUUGGUCCCCUGCGACGGUAGCUACAGAGAGAUUUGCAUGGAUCUGGUGUCAGGGACUUCCAGCACAUGCUUGGAAGCUGGAAACCUUCCAAACUUUUAGAAAUCUAUGGGGAAACUUUAUUACUUUAGAUGAUAGUACAAGCUACAAGAGGAGAUUCGAUGCCGCCUGUUUCCUAAUCACCACACCAUCCCCAGAUUCUAUCUUUAGAUCCUUCACGACUAAGAUUAAUGGCAAGUUUUUUAUAUUAAAGUUCACAGAAGAGGAGUCAACUAACAGCCUCUUCACCAUGAGAUCCGAUAGAGUAAUUCAUGCUCCCAGUGAUGUGGAUGAUGAGAAAAGUUGCUCUUUAGAAAGCUCAACUGCUGGUGAUCUUGACCUGGAGGUGGAUAUGAUGGAGCAAGCUAAGCUACAGUCCGUUGAGGGUGAAGGCGACGGAGCUGAGGCCAUCUCGGAGGAUGACGUGGUGAUGCUGAAUGCCGUCGAUGUAAAUGGCGCUAAGGUGAUAUCUCGAGAUGAUGAAGUGGCUAGCUACUGUGUCGAACCGAACUGCUCAACAAAAAUGGGAGUUGAAAUAGUUAGAACAGGUACUGAGGUAGUUGAAGAGUCAAAGGAUAUGGGCGAAAAUCUGAAUGGGCCUCAUGAUUCAAAUUCAAAUGCAUCAAGGCUAGGAGAAGCAAAGAAGGUAGGGGUUCACUUAGAAACACCAGUCAACAUAGCUGAACAAGGGGACGUUGGGAAUACCAAUCAAAUGAGCAAAAAUGUAGCUGUGGACAGCUAUGACAUGUCCAAUCAAAAUAAUAAUAUUGAAGUAAGCGGAAUGGGCUGUGGGGUUGGAAGGCAAGUUAGGUCUCUUAGAACCGGAAUGGGCUUAAAAAUGGUCAUAGGUCCAAAUUGUAAGGCUGAAAUAGGCUUACAUGGGACAUCAAUUGCAGAUCCAAUGGAGCAAAGCACGAAGAACGAUAGGAAAUCCAAAUUAAAGAACAGGAACUGGUGUAUAGCUGGAGACUUUAAUGCCAUUCGAAACCUCCAAGAAAGGAAGGGAGGCAGAAGUGUGAGGCGUGAGCUCAAGGAGUUCAAUGACUUUAUUGAGAUGAGCAGUUUGGUGGAGCUUCCUAUGAUUGGGAGGAAAUUUACUUGGUACCAGCCAAAUGGCCAAAGCAUGAGUCGCUUGGAUAGAGAAUUGGUAGCAAAUCAGUGGAACAACUCAGAUAUCCGAGGAUGGGGAGGUUUUAUGGUAAAGGAGAAACUAAAGCGGCUGAAAAACUGUUUGAAGGAUUGGACACGAAAUCAGGUGCAGGGAGUGGAUAAACAUAUUGAGGAGGCAAAAGCUGAAAUUGCAACACUAGAUGGUAAAGGGGAAUCACAGCAGCUAAGCGAGGAGGAAUGUCUCCGUAGAAGAGAAAUGAUGAUAUGCCUAUGGGAAAAUAUUCAAAUCAAAGAGGAUAUGACAAAGCAAAAGUCAAGGAAGGCAUGGAUGAAAGCCGGGGAUGCAAACACAAGUUAUUUCCACCAGUGCAUAAAAGGAGUGGCAAAAUACUUCAUGAGCUUAUUCACAGAGGAAGGUUGGAAUCGGCCUAUUCUAGAUGGUGUCGACUUCAAGAAAAUUUCAAAAGCCGAGAGAAACUUCUUAACUGAACCUUUUCUUGAAACAGAAGUUAAAGAUGCUGUAUGGAAUUGUGAUGGUGCAAAAGCCCCAGGUCCAGAUGGUUUUACUUUCAGCAACAACAAGUUGGUGAGAGGAUCCAAUUCAUCUUUUUUGGUGUUGAUACCUAAGAAGGAGAAUCCUCAAAGCAUCGAAGAGUACAGGCCAAUAUCCUUAAUUGGAAUUAUGUAUAAAAUUCUUGCUAAAAUCCUUGCAAAUAGAUUACGUAGGGUGAUGGAUGGGAUUAUAGGCGAACAACAAUCAGCUUUUAUCGAAGGCAGACAGUUGGUUGAUGGAGUCGUCAUUGCAAACGAGGCUAUUGAGGAGAUUAAGAGGAAAAAAUUGAGUUGCUUCCUUCUCAAAGCUGACUUUGAAAAAGCCUAUGAUAAUUGCUUGCAAACUAACUCAAUCUCAGUAUUGCUCAAUGGUAGCCCAACAAAGGAGUUUGUCAUGAGUAGAGGAUUAUGGCAAGGGGACCCACUAGCUCCUUUUUUGUUUUUAAUUGUUGCGGAAGGCCUCAAUGGUAUCAUAUCAUCGGCAGUUGCGAAAGACCUCUUCAAAGGGGUCCCAAUUGGAGGAGGGGGCUUUUGCAUCUCCCAUUUGCAGUUCACAGAUGACACCCUAUUAAUAGGGAGAGCAACGGAAGAUAAUAUCUGGACAACAAAAUGCAUUUUGAGGGCUUUUGAGUUGGUGUCCGAGCUGAAAAUUAACUAUGGGAAAAGCUCACUUAUCAGCAUAAAUACAGGUAACCUAUGGGAAAGGGAUAUGGCAUGUCUGUUAAAUUGUAAAGUGGGGUCCUUGCCAUGUAAGUACCUGGGUAUUCCUUUGGGAGUGGAUCCUAGAAGAGUGAAUACAUGGAAGCCACUAAUCGACACUUUCAAAAGAAAAUUAUCUUCUUUGAGGGGUCGAUACCUAUCCUUUGGUGGUAGAAUAACUCUUAUAAACUCUGUGUUGUGCAGUCUACCGGUGUUCUUAAUGUCUUUCUAUCUCCUUCCAAAAAGCGUUAUUGGUGAGUUAGAUAAAAUUAGGAGAAGAUUUCUUUGGGGGGGGACAACAGAGACAAAGAAGGUUGCUUGGGUUGCGUGGGAGAAGGUUCGCCUAAGUAAGCUCAAUGGGGGGUUGGGUAUAAAGAAUUUAUUGUGCUUUAAUAUGUCAUUACUGGGAAAAUGGUGGGGAAGAUUGAUUAUCGAGAAGGGGGGAUUGUGGAGGAGAGUUUUAUCUGACAUUUAUGGGAGUGAUGAGGGGAAUUGGUUAUCUUACUUAAGGGAGGGUAGAUGUGUAGGAUCAAAAUGGUGGAGGGAUGUUUGCAAGAUAGAUGAAGGGAUGGGUAUUAAAAAGGAUUGGCUGAGUUUGGGUUUUGGUGUGGAUUUGGGGGAUGGCGAAAAGGUUAAGUUCUGGAUUGAUGUGUGGGUAGAAGGGUAUGCUCUAUCUAACAAAUUCCCUCGUUUAUUCCUACUAGCUACAGAUCAGAAUUGCAGUGUCAAAGACAUGGGAUCCUGGUCGAAGGAUUGCUGGCAAUGGAAAUUCUCCUGGAAACGCCCACUUCAUUCAUGGGAGGAGGACAUUGAAAAAGAGUUGGUUAAGAUGUUGAAAUUAAGAGCUCCAUCACAGAACAAGGAAGAUCAUGGCAAUGGCACCUGGAAAUUUCAGGGACCUACACAACAAAAUCAGCUUACUCAUGGAUCCUUAAGGGAGAACCAAAGCCAGCAACUGACUUCAUAAGGGUGUGGAAAGCCCCCAUUCCACCUAAAGAACGAAAAGAUUUUCCAAAUGAAGGAGACAAAGCUCAACAGAUUCUUUGAGCUAGUUUAAAUUCGAUCUUUCUUCUGGGUAACGAACAUUCAAGGUAUGGAAGGGUUCUCUUUAUCUGAAUGGUGCGAGAAUCCAACCAAAUGUCUUAAGAAUAACCUCGUCCGGAAAGAUAGUGUUUGAACUAGUCUUUUUGUUUUAACUAGUCUUCUUGGAAAGUUGGUUUUAUUUUCUUUGUUGGGUGUUCUACCCUCGCUGCUUUAAUGUUGCUAGUUUUUUAAGCAACAAGUUGGUUUUUGUAUACACGGGUUUGAGUACCCCUUGUACUCAUCAAAUAAAUAUAUUAAUAUUCU